Molecule: messenger RNA, 2365 nt
Organism: Erigeron canadensis
Lineage: Eukaryota; Viridiplantae; Streptophyta; Magnoliopsida; Asterales; Asteraceae
Product: putative F-box/FBD/LRR-repeat protein At4g03220
Exons: 6
Coding region: 342-2129 (595 amino acids)
Molecular function (GO): protein binding
Source: RefSeq, a predicted model, not a curated record
CAAAGUUGUAAAACUCCUACGAGUAAUCCGAGUACCUAACCUAUUUCAUCGAGUCUAAUCCGAGUCAUGAGUUUUUACAUAAAAAAUGAUAAGAAACUAUCAACAAAUCCAAUGUUUAAACAAGUAUAGCAAAAUAAUCGAGUUGAAAAAGAUUGUUUGAAUAUCAUCUCCCUUUAAACUUACCAGUUACCAACGUACCAUUAGGGAUACUCUUAUGUAGUCACGAGUAAAUCUAUUUUAGGGUUCAAACAACCCCCAUUGAUUCAGUUGCAGGCCAUUCUUUGAUAUGGUACUACAUUGUAGUUUAUGAAGCUGCAAGACGACAAGGUGUAUCAGAGAAAAUGGACUUUGAUCACGAGAAUGUCAGAUUAGUUGUGAAUGAAGAUAGAUUGAGCAGUUUGCCUGAUGAACUUAUUCAUCAUAUUCUCUCUUGUAUUGAUGACACCAAGUUUGUUGUUCAAACAUGUUUGCUGCUGUCUCCAAGAUGGCAGUUUCUCUGGAAGUCAUUGCCUCGUCUCAGCUUUUAUAGUGGUCGUUUCCCUACUCUACCUAAAUUCUCCAAGUUUGUGACCAAUGUUCUCUCUCGUCGCAACAAUCACGUGGAAGUGUCUUCGGUAAAGCUAAAAUACAGUGGAGCAGCCAGUCAAGCGUUUGUGAAGAAGAUCGCAAAUUAUGCGUUUUCUCACAAUGUCCAAGAAUUAAUCGUCAUUAGUUGGCCCAAAAACUACUAUGAAUACCCUCUUUGCCUUUUUAGCUCUACUUCUCUUAAGCAUUUCACUUUCAGCAGCGAGCUACUUGAUCCUGACUUUACACCUAAAAUGCCUAAGACACCUUGGAACUUUCCCGCAUUAACUACUUUGCAUCUCAGUGAAAUCACAUUGUGUGAGGAUAAGCGUGAAUACUUUGAUCUCUUUUCCAAUUGUGUGAACUUGAAGAACCUUUCUUUGUCAAGUUUCAGGGUCCAGGCUAAGGUAUUUGACAUCAUUUCCCCUCGACUUUCCAGUCUUUUGCUUAGCAAAAAAAAGUGUACAACUGUUAUCAAUGUGAUUGCACCUCAACUUGAAAAUCUUACUAUAAUUAAUUGCUCCAUCAAUCACUUGGAUGCGGCACCUGGACUUUCAUCUUUUGUCUACUCUGGUGAAGCUCCUCUAAAGUGGUUUAAAGGUAGUUUCCAUUUUCUAAACAAAGUGAGUGUCUGUUUUUCCUUCUGGCGUUCAAACAUGUUGUAUCGUGAGGAAGAUGCCCGUGAGACUAUCAGCAUGCUUCAAGAGCUCCAGAGUGUCAAAUUUCUUACGCUUAACUUUGACAUUGUUGAGUGCCUUUCUGCGUAUCCGGAUUUGCUGUCGCACCUUCCUUCACCUUUUAGCAACUUGAUUUGCUUAACUAUAGACCCCAACAUGAGGAGGGAUGCAUACAAAGUAAACAUGUCUACUGAAGCUAGAAACUUCUUGCUUGAGAACUCUCCAAGUGCAAUGUUCAUCAUGGAUAUACCCGAGGAACCACCUACAAAAGCAAUGAUCGCAAAACAGGCCAGGGAGAUGAAAAGAGCCAAACUGAUUGCAGAUAUUGAGCGUUGUAUGACAGAAUUGAAAACUUCACUAGAACAGGUAAAUACGGUCCUUGUUGAGAGAAAAGAAGCAGCGGAAAAGACAAAAGUAGCUCUUGAGAACAUUAUUCCGGAAGUAAAGGUAUGGACCAAGAAAACGAUAACGAAAAGUGAGCCUGAGCAACCAACAGAAUCUGCUGAGAGUCGGAAGGUUUUGGGUGGACUGAUGACCAAGUUUCUUGCUCGGGUCAAGAAGAUGGAAAAACUAGUUAUGCAAUAUGAUGACCUCUCUGUAGACAUUCGUUCAAAGAAGGAAUAUGUUAUAUUAUUAUUUGAAAAGUUGCCUAAGCGACAGAGGGCGGAGAUGGAAACACGCUACGCUCGUCAACUCGAAGAAGCAGAAAUUCUCUCUGUUCAUCUACACUCAACAUAUGAAGAUGCAUAUAACUAUCUAGAGGAAAUGCUUGGUGAUGUUACUGAAUGUAUAUCUGGUUGCAACUCAACAUGUCAAGACGUAUCCAGUAGCAAACUUCCUUUGGCAUCACAACCAUCUUCCUCUACUUCAGCCAUUCCUCGACCUUGAGUAUCAAUCCUUAGCCAUGAACCAUCCACCCAGAGACGCCAAAGAUCAUGACGGUAUAAAUAUGCUCCUCCCCGCAUAUUUCAUACAUUUUCCCAUGGAAAAGUCAGAGUUAUCAUCAAAAUUGACUUGGUUGGGGUUGUUCUUGAAUCUUAGUCUUUUUUUUUUUUGUGCUGUUAAACUUUUAUUUACUAGGAGCGUUUUCUUUACAUGAUUAUAUGAUGCCAUUUUGUACGCAA